AUGCUCGGCUUCAGCGUUCUACCACCUCCUCCGCGAUACCCAGGCGUCGGCGGCUAUGGAGCCGCGGGCCUAGGUGGCAUUGUGCCACUUGUCGAAACAAACAACACCAUUGAGAAGCCGACCGGUCCCGAAUGGCAGUUCCUCGUCGGAGAAGGCACCUACGUCCUCAGAGAAGAUCUCUCUUUGGCCACACCUCCUCCACAUCCCUCCGAAGCUCCUAUCGUGAACCCGAACCCGCUCGCGACCAACCCACAGCCCGCCAGCGCAGGAACCAAAUUAUCCCUCGUCAGCCUCCACCCCAAGCCGCCGCCAUUUGUCUACAGAGGGCCUGCGGCGUCAUCCUUUGGCGGGCUGCCCGCACAGGAUGGCUCCAACGACCUUCGAUACUCUACCGAAGGCGGACUGAGCAGUGAAGAUGGCCGAGGGACCUCCAACAGCGAUAAGCAAGGCUCACAGGUUGCCUGGGGAUCGGCUGCACCGGUGUUUGGCCAAGGCAAUGCGGCACUGACGACGGUCGUUACCAAAGAUGUGAACAAGAGAAAGAAGCCCAAGAAUAACGUCACAAAGAGCAACUCGUCAUUCAUUUCUAGAGUCAUUGUCAAUGACAGCGUCAGCCGGCGGCUCACCGACCGUCCUGCCGACGGCAUCUUCGCCUUUGCCAAUAUUAAUCGGGCUUUCCAAUGGUUGGAUAUGUCGUCGCCCAACAAGGCAAACUACCUCGUCAAAGUUCUCUUUACGAAAGCCCACUGCUUGUGCCACGACGUGAACAUGGCUACCAAGGGUGCUUCUCACCUCGAUGUCAUCAUGGGGUUUUCUACUGGCGAGAUUAUCUGGCUCGAACCGAUCUCGCAGCGCUACGCGCGGCUAAAUAAGAAUGGCGUCAUCAACAAUACACCGGUGGCACACGUCAAGUGGCUUCCCGGAUCCGAAAAUCUCUUUCUGGCGGCGCAUAUGGACGGCUCGCUGAUUGUCUACGACAAAGAGAAGGAAGAUGCGGCAUUUACGCCCGAAGACGAGACUCCAUCUAAUGGAGGCUCGGAUGCUGGCGAUGCGACAAACGGAAACUCACAUGGAGUCAGCAUGCUCAUCCACAAAUCGGUACACUCCAAGAACCAGAAGACAAACCCAAUAGCGGCCUGGAAGCUAUCUAACCAGCGCAUACACUCCUUUGCAUUCUCGCCCGAUCGGCGACACCUGGCGGUUGUAUCUGAGGAUGGCACUCUGCGAAUUAUCGACUAUCUCCAGGAAGAGCUUCUCGAUUUAUUCUUCUCUUAUUAUGGCGGAUUUUCCUGUGUGGUAUGGACACCGGACGGUAAAUACGUCUUAACCGGCGGACAGGAUGACCUCAUCUCCAUUUGGUCAAUGGCAGACGCCGCUUUGGUUGCGCGAUGCCAAGGUCAUGAAUCCUGGGUCGCGGCGCUGGUGUUUGAUCCGUGGCGUUGCGACGAUCGCAACUACCGCUUUGGUAGUGUUGGUGAAGACGGGCGACUAUGCCUGUGGGACUUCUCGGCGGUGAUGCUACAUCGUCCCCAAACUAACCGCCACAGAGGCUCGGUUUCGUCAAAUGUUGGCGUAGCAGAGCGAGUCAAUAGCUACGACAGCGAUGAGGGCGCUGGAAUUGCGCACGCCGUCGAGCCACGAGCACGCAUCCCCAUGCUUCCCCCAGUUAUGACAAAGGUCAUUGACAAGCAUCCGCUAUCAUGGCUAGAGUUUACUGAAGAUGCCAUCAUUACCAGCUGCAAAAACGGCCAUAUUCGAACGUGGAAUCGGCCGGGCAUGGGAGCUGCAGGAGAGCCCGAGUCUUCAGAGGCAACCUCAUGA
Molecule: messenger RNA, 1821 nt
Organism: Cordyceps fumosorosea ARSEF 2679
Lineage: Eukaryota; Fungi; Ascomycota; Sordariomycetes; Hypocreales; Cordycipitaceae
Product: catabolite repression protein creC
Exons: 9
Coding region: 1-1821 (606 amino acids)
Biological process (GO): carbon catabolite repression of transcription
Cellular component (GO): cell tip; cell division site; nucleus
Molecular function (GO): protein binding
Source: RefSeq, a predicted model, not a curated record